UCAAAAUCUUGAAUUCGUUUGGGAACGUGAAUAGUACAAUAUAAAAUAUUACAAAACAAAACACUGUAAUUUGGCUUCAAUUCAUAUUAUUUAUCAAUUUAGUGCAUUCAAAAAAUCGCCAUGAGUGUUAGCGACAACAGCGAAGACGGACAACUGAUUAGCCCGGAUGGUGUGAGUGGCGGUGAAGAGGAAACUACCGAUUCUCUGGACAUCAAACCACCGCAAGCGACAGCCAGCUACUAUUCAAAACGGAAGGAGAAGAAAUCCAAGCAUUCCAAGGAGCAUCAUCGUCAUCCGCCGAGUACAUCCGGAAGGGAGCACUAUGCCGACUCCCGACGGGAUGGUUACCGAGGCCACCGAGAGCGAGAACGGGAGCGCUACCAUAAGGAAAUCAGAAUGGAUCGAACGAGAGAACGAGGCCACGAAAAGGAACGAUAUCAUUCGUCAUCAUCGGGCCAUCAUUCGAGGGAGGGCCGUUACGAAUUGAAUCCAUUCUACGGGGAGAUGCGAGAGACGUAUCAAAGCAAAAAGGAACGAGAUAGGGAGUAUUUCGAAAAGGAGCGCGACAAGCGAAAGGAUACCGACAAACAGGAUCCCGAUAAGCUGCUUGAAGAUUUGAGAACGAGACUGCUUAAUAAGAAAAGCAAGUACGAUUCGACCAAGCAGCUGGAGGAGCACACUCAACAUGACGAUGAAAAUAGAAAGGAAAAGGUUCACCGCCAUCAUCAUCGUCACCGGGAACGGAAAGAACGUACCGAAGCUGAAUUCGUUGAAAUCGUUGAAAGCCCAGAAUACGAAGAUGUGUCGAAAAAAGUCGCACCGGAAGUAAAAGAUAAAGAACAUGAUGAACGGAGAGCUAAACUUCUUGAAGCAGAACGACAGAUGGCCCGCCGUAAAGAAGCAGCAAGAGAUGAGUUGGAAACAAGGCGUCUCAUGAGACGAGAGCGGAAAGAUUCUCCCGAAGAAAAGAAGUCUAAAAAACAAUUGCUUCUAGAAGCAGAGGAUGACGAAAUGGAAAGCGCCGGCGAGGAAACGAAGAAAAAGAAAAAGAAGAAAACUAAGAAACACGCAGAAUCCGAUCAGUCGGACAAGGGAAUGAACUCGGAGGACGAUGAUGAAACCAACUCGGACACUUCUUCCUCUAGCAGUGGCAGUGAUGACUCUCGUGACGGCACUGAAGACGAAGAGAAGCCACCGGAGAGUCCAUUGUCGGUGGGCGACUUGGCCAAAUCCGACAGACGACACCGAAGUAGUUCACGUUCCGGAUCGAGAUAUCGCUCGAGAUCGCGAUCGACGCGAUCUCGAUCGGCAUCCGGCUCCAGUAGAAGCCGCUCUCGUAGCCCUCGUCGUCGUCAUGAAAGCAGCCGUAGCGUUUCGCCAAGAUCUGAUGACGAAGAAAGGAGCAAGCGUUCAAAAUCUAAAGACAAGGAAGAUCCGAAGUCUCCUGCUAUAGAGGUGGAAAAGGAGGUACAACUUCCGCCAUAUUUCCCGGGUAUCCAAGGUUGUCGAUCUGUGGAAGAGUUCCAAUGUCUGAAUAGGAUUGAAGAGGGCACGUAUGGAGUGGUGUACCGUGCGAAGGACAAACGUACCGAAGAGAUUGUUGCAUUGAAACGACUCAAAAUGGAAAAGGAGAAAGAAGGCUUUCCUAUUACAUCGUUGAGAGAAAUCAAUACUCUGCUCAAAGGACAACAUCCGAAUAUUGUAACCGUACGUGAAAUCGUUGUUGGAAGUAACAUGGAUAAAAUUUUCAUUGUAAUGGAUUACGUCGAACAUGAUUUGAAAUCGCUGAUGGAAACCAUGAAGCACAAGAAGCAAGUAUUCCUCCCAGGUGAGGUAAAAUGUCUAACUCAACAGUUGCUGCGUGCUGUAGCCCAUCUUCACGACAACUGGAUUCUGCACCGAGAUUUGAAAACAUCCAAUCUGUUACUUUCGCACAAAGGUAUUCUCAAGGUUGGAGAUUUUGGUCUUGCUCGAGAGUACGGAUCUCCCUUGAAGGCAUACACUUCGAUUGUGGUAACUUUAUGGUAUCGAGCGCCAGAGCUGCUACUGUGCUGCAAAGAAUAUUCCACACCGAUCGAUAUCUGGUCGGUAGGAUGCAUUUUCGCUGAGUUUCUGGCAAUGACUGCCCUUUUUCCUGGUAAAACCGAACUCGAUCAACUGAAUCGAAUCUUCAAAGAGUUGGGUACGCCGAACGAGAAAAUAUGGCCCGGCUACAAUCAGCUCCCCGCCGUUCAGAAGAUGACGUUUACCGAGUAUCCCGUUUCAAACUUGCGCAAACGCUUCGCCCAUCAAACGAGCGAGUUGGGUAUUUCGCUUUUGCAGGGACUGCUAACAUUUGAUCCCAAACAGCGGCUGACUGCGGAAGCCGGUCUCAAGCACAGCUACUUCAAGGAAUUGCCCCUUCCCAUCGAUCCGGCAAUGUUCCCCACUUGGCCCGCCAAGAGUGAGCUGGGACUGAAAAAGGCCCUCGCUUCCAGUCCCAAACCACCGAGCGGUGGUGGUGAAUUCAAGAAAUUGGGCGAUGAUCCGGUAGCAGAUAAUCCCGGCUUCCAUCUGGGUGCAACAUACGCCGAAUCCCGUCAAAUGGCGAUGGGUCCUGGUUUCAGUUUGAAAUUCUGAUAAAUGUGGUUACUUUUAGUUCUAUUUCAGGCAGACUGUCUACAAUCUUAAAGCUUUUGUUAUGAUCGGAGGAAUAUAAAGCAUCCUAGAUAUCAGGUAAAAGAA
Messenger RNA from Armigeres subalbatus, 2724 nucleotides. RefSeq names its product serine/threonine-protein kinase PITSLRE (gene Pitslre). Gene Ontology annotation, molecular function: protein serine/threonine kinase activity; ATP binding. Bases 121 to 2619 code for a protein of 832 amino acids. The record is from RefSeq and is a predicted model, not a curated record. Gene Ontology annotation, biological process: regulation of mitotic cell cycle; protein phosphorylation. The transcript is spliced from 3 exons. NCBI's taxonomy places the organism in Eukaryota, Metazoa, Arthropoda, Insecta, Diptera, Culicidae. Gene Ontology annotation, cellular component: nucleus.